GAAACAAGCCCAAGAUCGGCACGGCCCGCCGGAAUCAAUGACUCCCCCUUCAGCUAAGCUUUUCGGGUUCGGUAUCAUCUUCUCUAUGAUCUUUUCUCGCUCCUUCUCAUGUUCAUUCACCAUGUUGAACAAUUGUCCACAUCCGAUAUGGCCCGCAACGCUUUCGGGAGCGGGCUCACCGCCGCUCCCGACCACCGGGUUCCAGCUGGACCCGGGCCAAAGUGUUAGGAUCCCCGCCCCGGUGGGGUGGUCCGGUCGGAUGUGGGGGAGGACGGGUUGCGCGUUUGAUGAGUCGGGGGCGGGAACGUGCCAGACUGGAGAUUGUGGGGGGAAGAUGGAGUGCGGUGGGAUCGGCGCAGCCCCGCCGGCUACCCUUUUUGAGAUCACACUUGGUGAAGGUGAAGAUCGUGAUUUCUAUGAUGUUAGUCUUGUUGAUGGCUAUAAUCUUCCUCUCGUCGCCAUGCCUAAUGGAGCUUAUGGUCGGUGUAACGUUACCGGUUGCAGGGCUGAUCUCAAUACCGAUUGCCCAAAGGAGCUGCAGGUGGUGGACGGUGCAGAUGGAGGUGAAGUGAUUGCAUGCAAGAGUGCAUGUGAUGCGUUUGGAUUGGAUGAGUAUUGCUGCAGUGGGGAGUAUGCAAGCCCAGCUUCAUGCAAGCCUACUUUCUACUCAACCAUCUUCAAGAGAGCUUGUCCAACUGCUUAUACCUAUGCAUAUGAUGAUGGCACCAGUACGUUCACAUGCAAGGGCUCUGAUUACACCCUUACUUUCUGCCCCACCUAGUGUGUGGCUGACAUUCAAAACCCAAGUUUUUAAAUUAUUGCAACAAUCAUUUAGUAAGUCUCACAUCACAUGCAACUAGUUGGACGGUUAAUGGCUCUUAGUUGGCAAUGUGUCAUGCGUGAAUAACAUCCAAUCCAUCUAAAAGGCUGGCCUGACUGUGAAGAUCACCUGAUGUAAAGAUUAGAUCAGUCCGCUCAUGAGGUGGCCACAAAUGACAUUGAUGUUUGUCCAUUGUUUUCUAUAUGUAGCCUACAUGAUGAGCGGAUCAGUCUAUUUUUUGCAUCAUAUGUUCUUGAUGGUGGGCUGAACCCUUUUCGACGUAUCAGAUGUUGUACGCUCGACACAUUUGAGUGAUAGCCUUACCGUCCAACCAGUUGCAUGUAAGACCUCCACCCAUUUAUGUGACCCUCAUUCUUUCUCAAACUCUGAAAUGAACAUUAUAUGAACUUCUCA
Magnolia sinica is the source of this 1234-nucleotide messenger RNA. RefSeq names its product pathogenesis-related thaumatin-like protein 3.5. Gene Ontology annotation, biological process: defense response. Gene Ontology annotation, cellular component: extracellular region. The record is from RefSeq and is a predicted model, not a curated record. The transcript has 2 exons. NCBI's taxonomy places the organism in Eukaryota, Viridiplantae, Streptophyta, Magnoliopsida, Magnoliales, Magnoliaceae. Bases 38 to 781 code for a protein of 247 amino acids.